AUGGAGGACUUGGAACCCCAGCGCAAGCGGGCUCGCUCAGACCAGGCGACUACAGGAACCAGUGGCUCCCAGGCGGAAGAUGAGUUCGAUGAGGACUCCGUGCCCUCCGUGCCCUUGUGGCAGCGCCGGAAACUGCUGCUCCAGAAGCUGCUGCAGCAACGGCGAAAGCGGGCAACGAAAGAGAAUGGAGGCGGCGAGCCCCGUGGAGAUGAGGAUGACAUCGCACUUGGCUCUCGGUCCAACCUCAGCCUCCUGGAUCAGCACCAGCAGCUCAGAGAGAAGUCCGAAGCCCGCAAAGAUUCCGCCGAGGAGAAGCAGCUCAAGAAAGAAGAGAUCCUGGAGAGGGUGGCCGAGGCCCGAGCCUUGAUGUCUGUGAAGGAGAUGGCCAAGGGAAUCACAUAUGACGACCCCAUCAAAACCAGUUGGACGCCCCCCAGUUACAUCCUUACCAUGUCUGAAGAGCGGCACACGCGUGUUCGGAAAAAGUACCACAUCCUGGUGGAGGGAGAUAGUAUUCCACCACCCAUCAAAGGCUUCAAGGAAAUGAAAUUCCCUGCAGCCAUACUGAGCGGCCUGAAGAAGAAAGGCAUCCAUCACCCCAUGCCCAUUCAGCUCCAGGGCCUGCCCACCGUUCUGUCCGGCAGGGACCUGAUUGGUAUCGCCUUCACCGGGUCUGGCAAGACGUUGGUGUUCACGUUGCCAGUCAUCAUGUUCUGCCUGGAACAAGAGAAGCGACUGCCGUUCUCCAAACGUGAGGGGCCCUACGGACUCAUCAUCUGCCCCGCGCGGGAACUGGCUCAGCAAACCUACAGCAUCCUGGAGUCCUACCGCCGCCUGCUGCAGGAGGACGGCUCGCCGCGGCUGCGCUGCGCUCUCUGCAUCGGGGGAGCGUCUGUCAAAGAGCAGACGGAGACCAUCCGCCAGGGCGUGCACAUUUUGGUGGCCACCCCUGGGCGCCUCAUGGAUCUGCUGCAGAAGAAGCUGGUCAGCCUGGACAUCUGCCGCUACCUGGCCCUGGACGAGGCCGACCGCAUGAUCAACAUGGGCUUCGAGGGCGACAUCCGCACCAUCUUUUCCUACUUCAAGGGACAGCGGCAGACUCUGCUCUUCAGCGCCACCAUGCCGAAGAAGAUUCAGGACUUUGCCAAAACCGCCCUAGUCAAGCCCGUCACCAUCAACGUGGGCCGUGCCGGGGCCGCCAGCCUGGACGUCAUCCAGGAGGUGGAAUACGUGAAGGAAGAGGCCAAGAUGGUGUACCUGCUGGAGUGCCUGCAGAAGACGCCGCUGCCCGUACUCAUCUUUGCGCAGAAGAAGGCAGAUGUGGACGCCAUCCACGAGUACCUGCUGCUUAAGUGGGUGGAAGCUGUGGGCAUCCAUGGGGGCAGAGACCAGCAGCAGAGGACAAAUGCCAUUGAGGCAUUCCAGGAGGACAAGAAGGAUGUCCUCGUGGCCACAGAUGUGGCUUCCAAGGGUCUGGACUUCCCUGCCAUCCAGCACGUCAUCAAUUAUGAUAUGCCUGAGGAUAUUGAGAACUACAUACACCGUAUCGGCCGCACCGGGCGCUCAGGGCACAUUGGCAUCGCCACCACCUUCAUCAACAAGACCUGUGAGGAGUCGGUGCUGCUGGACCUCAAAGCCCUAAUGCUGGAGGCAAAGCAGAAGGUGCCACCCAUGCUGCAAAUGCUGCACUGUGGGGACAAGUCCAUGCUGGAUAUCCGAGGAGAACGUGGCUGUGCCUUCUGCGGGGGCCUGGGCCACCGUAUCACUGUCUGCCCCAAACUCCAGGCUAUGCAGAUCAAGCAAGUCAGCAACAUUGGUCACAAGGACUACCUGGCUUACAGCUCCAUGGACUUCUGA
Molecule: messenger RNA, 1857 nt
Organism: Choloepus didactylus (southern two-toed sloth)
Lineage: Eukaryota; Metazoa; Chordata; Mammalia; Pilosa; Megalonychidae
Product: probable ATP-dependent RNA helicase DDX41
Exons: 1
Coding region: 1-1857 (618 amino acids)
Biological process (GO): mRNA splicing, via spliceosome
Cellular component (GO): spliceosomal complex
Molecular function (GO): RNA binding; RNA helicase activity; ATP binding
Source: RefSeq, a predicted model, not a curated record